Messenger RNA from Cylicostephanus goldi, 809 nucleotides. Lineage: Eukaryota; Metazoa; Nematoda; Chromadorea; Rhabditida; Strongylidae. The record is from the annotation of a GenBank genome assembly.
AUGUUAGUGCUUGACCAACAAACUGCGCAUAUAUUGAGUUGUCUUUGUCAGAAUGGCGAUCAUCAAGGGAACGAGUACAAUGCUCAAAACGAAUGGGAUAACGUUAUUACAACUGCUACGCCCAAACAUGAAGUGGUAGUACAACGACCCUACGUUACGACAACACCCAAACCACCACUAAGAGCAACAGAGAAAACAACAACAGAAGCAGCCCUCACUACAAAUGAGGAAGAAGAAGAGGAUUAUGGUGAUUCUGGGGAUGGAAAUAUGAAUGAAGAUACGACAACAAUGGUUUAUACAAGUGCGCCUGAUGAGAUAUCUGGUUUUUUAAAAGGCUUUCUCAGCGAAAUCGAGAAAACAGUGCCGAUUCGAUUGCUACUUGUUAUUGGGGGCGGAAUUGUAGGCGUCAUUGUACUCUGCUGCAUCAUCUUUAUCGCCCGCCAUAGUAGGAAAAAGCCAAAAGAAAAAAGAAGGAAAAGAAAAGCAAGGAAAGGAGCUCGACCGCAUGAGUCUGCAAGCGCAAAGUCAUCCACGGCCUCCUCCGCAAGUGCUCCUGUGCCAAAAAAGAUGGAAGCAGAAAAGAUCAACAUGAUGGAGUUCUCUCAUAAAGGAGCGUUAGUCAUGCAAGACGUGAAAGGUGAAGUGAAGCAUGCCUUGGAUGAUGUCAAAUCGGGAGAAAUAGUCAGAGUUCAGUACGAUACUGGGCAGAAUGAGAUAGUGACCAUAGGAUCAGAUGUGGAUAUCAUCAAGGUCAGUAAUUUCGAAAGUGCGAGCAAGAGAUGUGAUAGCUGUAAACUGUUGCGUUAGGG